GCAAUUUCACCGAAAAAUGAAUCCCAAAUAACCAGCUCGAGAAAAACCUUUAAAAACCCUCGGUCCCUCUCAGCUAAGCUACGUUUCGAUCCUAAACCAAAAGGCAAAGAUCUUUUCAGAUCAUUUUCGAGUAAACUGAGAUUCGGAUAAGCCAUGGAGUUAGUCAAGCUCUCGAUAUAUUCAUCGCUGAUCGUGUUGGCGUUGACCUUUUCCGUCUCAGCCGCCGGCGAUGAAUCUGAAUCGAAGGAGUUCGUAGUGACGUUGGAUCACUCGAAUUUCAAGGAUUUUGUCUCGAAGAACAAAUUCGUCGUGGUUGAAUUUUACGCGCCUUGUGGUUUAGCGGUCUCUAAUGUGGCAGAUUAUUUUCCUCUUUCUUUCUUGAUCUACAUUUUGGAUGCCUUGAGGUGCGGUCAUUGUAAGAAACUUGCUCCAGAGUAUGAGAAAGCUGCUUCUGUUCUUAGUGCGCUUGAUCCUCCUGUAGUCUUAGCAAAAGUUGAUGCUAGUGAUGAGCAAAACAAAAUCAUUGCUAAUGAAUUUGAGGUUAGAGGUUACCCUACACUUAAAAUACUGAGAAAUGGAGGCAGUGUUAUUCAAGACUACAAAGGACCCCGAGAUGCAGAUGGUAUUGUCACUUAUUUAAGAAAGGAAAGUGGUCCCGCUUCCUUUAAAAUCAAAUCCUCUGAAGAUGUCUCAUCUAUAAUCGACGAAAACAAGAUUCUUGUCGUUGGCGUGUUUCCAGAAUUUUCUGGUGAGAAGUUUGAAAAUUUCACUUCUCUGGCUGAGAGACUGCGUGCUGAUUAUGAGUUUGGUCAUACUUUGGAUGCUAAACUUCUUCCUCGUGGAGACUCCUCUGUUGCAGUACCUAUUGUUAGGUUGUUAAAGCCUUUUGAUGAACUCUUCGUGGAUUUCCAGGAAUUUGAUGUGGAUGCUUUAGUGAAAUUUGUUGAAGAAACUAGCAUCCCAACCGUGACUUUCUUCAACAAGGAUCCGAAGAACCAUCCUUUUGUCAUUAAAUACUUCAACAGUGCCAAUGCCAAGGCAAUGUUGUUCCUUAAUUUUACCAGCGAGCAGUUUGAUGCAUAUAAAACGAAAUAUCAUGAGGUGGCUGAGCUUUACAAGGGCAAAAACCUGAGCUUUCUUAUUGGCGACAUUGAGGCUAGUCAAGGUGCCUUUCAGUAUUUCGGGCUCAAGGAUGAGCAAGUUCCUCUUAUCGUUAUUCAGACUAAUGAUGGUGAGAAAUAUCUCAAACCUAAUGUUGAACCAGAUCAGAUUGCCUCGUGGGUGAAAGACUUCAAGGAUGGCAAUGUUCAAGCAUAUAAGAAGUCAGAGUCGAUUCCUGAAGUUAACAACGAUCCCGUUAAAGUGGUGGUGGCUGACAACCUCCAAGACGUGGUUUUCAAUUCCGGGAAAGAUGUUCUUCUGAUGUUCCAUGCACCAUGGUGUGGACACUGCAAGAAGUUGACACCAAUCUUGGAUGAAGUUGCUCUCUCGUUUGAGAAUGACCCGGAUGUUGUAAUUGCCAAAAUUGAUGCCACUGCAAAUGAUAUCCCACGGGACAUUUUUGAGGUGAAAGGUUAUCCGACAUUAUAUUUCAGGUCUUCGACUGGGAAUAUUGUCCUGUACGAUGGAAAUAGAACCAAAGAAGACUUGAUUGAUUUCGUUCACAAGAACCGAGCUACUGUUGCCAAACAGGAAUCACAAAAGGAGGAACUCUAGAGAAGGCGUGUGAAGUCAUCAUCUCUUUCGGAGAGAAAAUGUUCACUCUUUUGAGACAGGCAGAUGAUUUUGGUCGACCUGAAAUUCCUCGGUAGAAAAUAUUGCAUCUCCAUUUUUCUUAAAUAUUAUUUACUAAGGAGAAGAUGAAAAUUUUUCGGGUUGUUACUUAAAGCAAUUUCAGAUGUUUAGAUUUGCAUGACCUUCAGCAGUGUUGACACGGCUUUGUGGCUGUUUAGAGUAAGAACUUGGUUUAUAAUUACCAGAUCAAAAUAGUUCCUUUUCAUAGUCAAAUAUUUCACAUUGCUAUGUCAGGCCUUUCCAUAUGGUGAACUUACUCUGAUCAAAAUAAAUUUACACUGUGAUUUUAAUCGUUAAUUUAUACAUUUUCAUAGUGUAUGUUGGUUUAAUGGUUAAAAAGCUUUGUGUG
This is a messenger RNA of Striga asiatica, 2143 nucleotides long. Lineage: Eukaryota; Viridiplantae; Streptophyta; Magnoliopsida; Lamiales; Orobanchaceae. The record is from the annotation of a GenBank genome assembly.